Molecule: messenger RNA, 703 nt
Organism: Ananas comosus (pineapple)
Lineage: Eukaryota; Viridiplantae; Streptophyta; Magnoliopsida; Poales; Bromeliaceae
Exons: 4
Coding region: 136-483 (115 amino acids)
Source: RefSeq, a predicted model, not a curated record
CUUUUUUUCUAAUGAAAAUUUGACAAUCGGACCGAAACAUAUGACAAAACGAACUAAGGUCCCCCCAAGGGCUAUAAAAAGGUGAGAAUCCACCCCUCUAUUGAAGGUAAAAAAACAUAGAUCAGAGGAAUUAAGAUGGCCACCAAAGCUGCUUAUUCCAUCUUAACCUUCUUCUUGCUACUGAGUGGCUAUCUCGUCCACUCUGCAACAGCUGCUAGAGUUAUUUGGCUAACACCGUCGCCUCCUUGGACCGGACGUCACGCUUGGUUGACACCUUCUCCGCCCCUGCCACAACCUGAGCAUUCAGGAAUUGAUGUUGCAACUCUUGUAGGAGACAAGGAUACAUUGGGCACUAUGGAUGAACCACGGGGUGAGCCUUAUAAUUAUACGAGAGGAACUACUCGGGGCAAUCCCUAUACCAGAGCGCCUGCUGCAGGCAUUCCUGCUACCAGAUUUCCUUCCGGGCCUCCUGGGAAACCUUAAGGUGAGAGACUGCGUGAUAUUUGUAUAACAGCGAGAUUAUAGAAUAAAAGGGAAAAGAUGAAGAAGAAAUAACGGGAUAUGAGCCAACGAGGACUUCCUAUCAAGUAGUGGGGCCAGUACUCUAUAUCAGGUCCCAGUUAUAAGGCAUUGGCCUUCUAUAUUGUAAUGGCACUUUAUAUAUUUCGAUGAAAUUAAUAUUAUAUUAUGUGUUUGAUGGACC